Molecule: messenger RNA, 797 nt
Organism: Vitis vinifera (wine grape)
Lineage: Eukaryota; Viridiplantae; Streptophyta; Magnoliopsida; Vitales; Vitaceae
Product: UPF0497 membrane protein 5
Exons: 3
Coding region: 32-646 (204 amino acids)
Source: RefSeq, marked validated
AUCCUCAGUAAUUAGUACUUCUCCAUAAUCCAUGGCCUCAAAAGGUGAAGAAAAGCCAGAAUUAGUUGGAAGCAAACAAGGGAUCGUCAGUGUAACAAAGGCAAAGCAUGAUCAGAUAGUGUUGGUGUUGAGGGUGGUUGCAUUCUUGGCAACAGCAUCAGCCACGAUUGUGAUGGGUCUUAACCAAGAAACCAAAACCCUGCUGGUUGGCACCAUUGGGACUACCCCUAUCAGAGCCACCCUCAAGGCCAAGUUUCAGCAUACCCCAGCAUUUGUGUUCUUUGUAGUAGCGAAUGGUUUGGCGAGUGUUUAUAACUUGGUGAUGUUAGGAGUGGAUGUCUUUGGAAGAAAGCUUGAUUGCAAGGGACUUCGCCUUGUCAUAAUCUCCAUUUUGGACAUGGUGAUAGUGGCAGUGGUGGCAGCAGGGGCAAGUUCAGCAGCUUUCAUGGCAGAGCUCGGGAAGAAUGGGAAUUCACAUGCAAAGUGGAACAAGAUUUGUGACAAAUUUGAAAGCUUCUGCCACCAGGGGGGUGGGGCUCUCAUUCCCUCUUUCAUUGCUCUCCUUCUCUUGCUUCUCAUCUCUGCCAUCUCCAUUAUCACACUUCAUAACCAAAAACUUACCAGUCCUCAUGCCACCACCCCUUGAUCCAUUCAUUGCUUCUAUUAUGAUUUAUAUGUUUGCUGCUCUCAACUUUAAUACUAUUAUGUCAUAUGUAUGGAAUGAUAAAUUUCUUGUGAAUUUACUUUGUAUUUCUGUAAAAUUUGUUCCAACAUAAAAAAAAAAAUCUCGAUAAAUC